GAGAGAGUGAAGCCACGAAAAAGAGCGCGAAUAGAAUCCACUGAAAAUCGUGGAAUCGCCUCAAUUCUCUGGUGUCCGUCUCCGGGUGAAGAUGUAAAGUGAAUUGUGGGCCAGAGUAUAUCUUGAAAUUUGAAUAAAAUAUAAAUAAAACAGUGAGUAACCGAAGUGAAUUUUUAUCACAUCGUGAGAAAAACGAAAAAUUCUACAAGUGUGGUGAAUUCUGGGUUAAAAAUCGAGAGUGAGUCUGUGAUGCUGUUUCAACCAUAUCAGUCUCCUGACCAAUUGUGACUGCAAGAACAAUCACCAGUGAUUGAGGGUAUUGUGUAUAGAGGUCAAUCUGAGGAAUUUCGACAAUUGGUGAAGAAGAAAUUUUGGAAGAAAAUCGUGCAAUAUGGUAGAAGCUGUUCCAGCUCGCGGCAAUGUGCUUGGAAGUUUUCUUCCAGCACGAUACAUCUUGGCCCUAUUGGGCUCAAUUGGAAUGGCAAUUAUUUAUGGAUUGAAGGUGAACUUGAGCGUUGCGAUGGUUGCAAUGCUCAAUCACACAAUUCUAUCACAAACCUCACAUGAAGCUCUCAAUGGAACAUCUAGUAGCACAUCUUCCGGGGAAGAAUCUUGCCACCGAGAUGACUCACACGACGCACUCGAGGAUGGACCAUUUACUUGGAGCGAACCACUUCAGGGUACCAUCCUCAGUUGCUACUUCUGGGGCUACUUUGUCUCCCAGAUUCCCGGAGCAAGAAUUGCCGAACUCUUCUCAGCCAAAUGGGUCAUGUUCUUCUCCGUAGCCAUUAAUGUGGUCUGCACAAUUCUCACUCCAAUCAUGGCUGAAUGGCAUUAUGUUGCGGUUAUUGCUAUGCGAGUUGGUGAAGGAAUUGGCGGAGGAGUAACCUUCCCUGCAAUGCACGUUAUGAUUGCUUCUUGGGCCCCACCCGUCGAAAGGAGUGUCAUCUCGGCUAUCGUCUAUGCCGGUACUGCACUUGGAACCGUAAUUUCAAUGCUAAUGGCUGGUCACUUAGCAUCCGCUUGGGGUUGGGAAUCAGUUUUCUAUGUAAUGGGAUUCCUAAGCAUUAUCUGGAUGGUUCUAUGGGUCUUUCUGAUUCAAGAUACUCCCAAUAAACAAAAACUGAUCAGCCAAGAGGAACGUGAUUUAAUCACAUCUGCUCUCGGAUCAUCCAAUGAUGGCUCUCAUCAGGCCGAGAAAAAGCAACCCGUGCCAUGGAAAAGAGUCUUCAGUUCAACUGCUUUCCUGGCAAUUCUUAUUGCUCAUACUUGCAGCAAUUGGGGAUGGUAUAUGCUACUGAUCGAACUACCAUUCUACAUGAAGCAAGUUCUUGGAUUCAAUAUCAAGGAAAAUGCUCUAGCUACAGCCAUUCCCUUCCUCACAAUGUGGCUGUUUAGUAUGGCACUGAGCAAGAGUUUGGACACUUUGAGAGGACGUUCAAUGAUCACCACAACAACUGCCCGAAAAGUUGCCACAAUGUUCGCAUCGAUUGUCCCCAUGUUUGCUCUCCUUGCAAUCUGCUACAUUGGAUGCCAGAGAGGAAUGGCUGUGGCUAUCAUGGGAAUCGCCAUAACAGCAAUUGGUGGGAUGUUCUGUGGUUUCCUCUCCAAUCACAUCGACAUCGCACCAAAUUAUGCAGGGACUCUUAUUGCCAUAACCAAUACAGCUGCAACCAUUCCCGGAAUAAUCGUUCCGGUGUUUGUUGGAUACAUUACUCAUGGAAAUCAAACGAUUUCCGCAUGGAGAAUUAUCUUCUAUGUGACAAUAGUUCUGUACAUCAUCGAAAUCUUCUUCUACCUCCUUUUUGGCUCCGGAGAGGAACAACCAUGGAACAAGGGAGGAGAUGUGAGAAAACUCACUGAGACUGAAGAUCCCGAAGGAGUUCCACUGCGUCAGAAAACCAGCCCUACAAGCUACACCAGCGAAGAAUAGAAGACCUUCGAAUGAGGAUUUACACCUCGUCAAAACCAAGAAUACUCACUGAGCAUUCACAGACAGUCCAAAAAAAAAAUGCCAAGAUAUUGUAAUAGGACUAAAAUUUAAUUCUUCCUCUCAAGACAAUGCAUGUGAUUGCAUUUUUGUUUUUGUGUUCUCUUUUUUCGGAGGAUGUUUUAAAAAUAAAUUCUGUGCUUACCUUCUACCU
This is a messenger RNA of Phlebotomus papatasi, 2144 nucleotides long. RefSeq names its product sialin (gene MFS3). Bases 392 to 1933 code for a protein of 513 amino acids. NCBI's taxonomy places the organism in Eukaryota, Metazoa, Arthropoda, Insecta, Diptera, Psychodidae. The transcript is spliced from 5 exons. Gene Ontology annotation, biological process: monoatomic anion transport; transmembrane transport. Gene Ontology annotation, molecular function: transmembrane transporter activity. The record is from RefSeq and is a predicted model, not a curated record.